This is a messenger RNA of Chlamydomonas reinhardtii, 2303 nucleotides long. RefSeq lists its product as uncharacterized. NCBI's taxonomy places the organism in Eukaryota, Viridiplantae, Chlorophyta, Chlorophyceae, Chlamydomonadales, Chlamydomonadaceae. The transcript is spliced from 18 exons. The record is from RefSeq and is a predicted model, not a curated record. The coding region runs from base 264 to 1874 and encodes 536 amino acids.
UGAUGAUGACAUCUUUAUUAGUAGGAUGCAGUUUAUCUAGCGCCUGACAACGUGUUGGAGCUUGAUGGCCGAGGCGUAUAAAUGGCCUGAUUGCACUGGAGUAUAUGUAUAUGUCAAGUAUAUAGUUGUAUAAGAAGGAAAGACUGCUGAGAAUGCGGGCAAGCUCGCCUGCGAGCUCGCUGAUAAUAUCAGCGCUGUGCGCUCUCGGGCUAUUGUUGCAAUGCGUAACGAAUGUGCAAGCCAUAACUGAGACCUGGAUGGGCAUGGACUACAAGGAGCGAACAAAGGAGCGGCCGGAGCUGCAGUGGGACUGGGGCCAUGCCUUUACCAGUAUUGAGGUCAACAAGCAGCCGGUCAGCCACGUGCUGGGCCCCGUGCUGGCCUCACACCGCUUCACGCUGCCGCUGACGCAGCUGGCACGUGCCGUGUCGUACGCCGGGUCGGGCACGCGGCUGCGGCACGUGGUCGGGCGGCUGCUGGCGGGGCGGGAGGUCAAGGUGGGGGUGGUGGGGGGCAGCAUCAGCUGGGGGCACGGCAGCGGCAACCGAGGAGAGACGGACUGGUUCUCCAUAUUUAGCAAAUGGCUGAUCGCGGCGUUCCCCCGCUCCAACGUGACCACCCGCAACGGCUGCGUGCCGGGCGUCAUGAGCCAGUACAUGAUCAUGUGCCUGGAGCAGUCGCUGGACCCGGGUGUGGAGCUGGUGUUUGUGGAGUUCAACCUGAACGACGGCCAGGACGGCGCACUGUACAACAACAGGCCGGUCAAGGACACGGAGCGGCUUGUCCGGCGGCUGCUGGCGCUGCCGUCGCGGCCUGCGGUGGUGCUGCUGCACAGCCCGCAGCACGGCAUGGCCAGCUACCCGCAGGUGCCGCGGAAGGUGCCCUUCCACCACACGCCCGAGGACGCAUACGGCGCCAUCUCGCAGUACUACGACGUUCCGGGCCUGUCCAUGCGCACGGCGCUGUACCGCCUGGCGGUGCACCUGCAGAAGGAGGGGUUCCUGUGGGAGCAGACCUUCCAGGACAUCCACCCGGGUGUGCACGGCCACCGCUGUGUGGCGGACCUGCCCAUCUACCUGCUGCAGCAGGUGGCUCUUGGGCUGCUGCUGCGGCCCUUCAGCGCCGAGGACGACGAGGUGUUGCGGGAGCCCCUGCCGCCGCCCAUGUACGCGGGCAACGAGCCGCCGGACGCGCCCAUGUGUGUGCUGUACGACCAGUUCAAGGACCUGGUUGUGUCCGCCAGUGGCUUCCAGUACCUGGACGAGGGCAAGCCCGGCAAGCCCAAGCCCGGGUACAUAGCCACAACGCCCGGCAGUCGACUGCUGGUGCGCGUCAACACCGACCGCACCACGCCGCCCCGCCGCCCGCCUCCGCCCGCCGCCUCCGCCACCGAGGCCGCCGCGGCGGGGCUAGCGGCGGCGGCCGCGGCGGCGGCGGGCGCGGACGCGCUCGUGCGGCUGGGGCCGGAGCCUGUGCGUGUGUUUUUCUUCAUCCUGCGGAGCUAUGAGCACAUGGGCAUGGCCAGCAUCAGCUGCGUGUCGGGCUGCACCUGCACGCCGCUGACGGUGGACGGCAACAACGUCCGCCGCGCCAGCCAGCUGCACCUCAUACCCCUGUCCGUCAGCCAGGCCGGCCAGUGCGACAUGGCCGUGGAGGUGCUCAACACCACACACAGCGGCGAGCACAAGAUGAAGGUGGCGGGUGUGGUGGUGGCUGAGCGGGCGGGGCAAGACACCUACCUGGACUCGCUGGUGGGGCCGGGCGGCGGCGAGUUCGGGGUCAAGGAGCACACAGGGCUGAGGCAGGCGGUCACGUGGAGUAAGGGCGGGCGCAAGGGCGGACCCGAGUUCAAGGGCGAGUGGCGCCGGGCGUGAGCUAGGGCAACAGGGCCGGCGUGUCUGCGUGUGUGUGUGGGGGGGGGAGUAUGAGGGGGCGUCAGAAGCGAGGGGCGAGCGAGGGAGAGCAGCAGAGCGCGAGGGGGCGAAAGGAGAGGGGGGCCAAGAGGAGAGAGAGAGCAGCGGGGGUGCGUCCGCAGUGGAGGUGUUGGUGAGGGCCGUGGGAUUGCACCGGGGGCGGGGGGCAGGUUGGCAGGAGGUGCCCGCCGGGUAUCGUGGCCCACGUAGCCUGCGGGCCCCCGAGCCUGUCCCGCGGUGUGCAGCGCCCCUGAAGGGCUUGGCUGGUGCGUCCGUGCGUGACAGUGAAGCGUAACCGCGUGAGGUAGGCUGGCUGAGGCGCUGAACAACCAAGGCCGCGCGCGGUCUCGAGUAGUUGGGCUGCAGCAGGCGCUGUAACUCUGAGCAGGC